UACUGCCGCAAUCCCAAUUGCCUCACUUUCCUCUCAGAUUUUCUUCACACAUCGAUUCACCAGGACUCACUCAUCGGAUCUACCCCUCAGGCCAGUCCCCCCCAAGAUGAAGUCUUGGCCGCUCCUCGCCGCCACCGCCGCCGCCCUCGCGCGUGCCCAGUUCUGUGAGCAUCAAUGGCAGGGUCAAUUCGCCAAGCGCGAGGACCAGCAACCGCCCCAUCUCCAGCUCCAACAGCGACAGACCACCACGCCGCCGCCUCCGCUGGAGAUCAGGCCGCUCAUCGUCAACGGGCCGUCCGAGAACCGCGUCGACCUCAUCUUCUUUGGCGAUGGGUACACCGAGGGGGAGAAGGACAAGUUCUUUGACGACGCCAUGGCCCUGGCCACGGAGCUGACGGACGGGAGGACUUUUGCGGACGUCCUGCCCGUCAUGAAUUGGUGGGCGGGCUUUACGGCUAGUAAUGAGAGUGGCAUUGGAGUUGGUGGCGUACCGAAAGACACCGUAUACGGCCUCUACCGUGACGGCACCGAGCUCCGUGGCGUCUAUUACGACAAACCAGAUGUCGCCAGGGCCGCAUGCUCCUCGACGACUGCGUGCGACUACCCAAUGCUGCUCGGAAACGAUGACCUCUAUGGCGGACUGGGCGGUGAGUUCACCGUGACGACGGCAUCACGCGUCAACGGGGCCGUGAUCCUCCGACAUGAGCUAGGCCACAGCAUCAUCGGAGUGGGCGAGGAAUACGACGGAGGUGAAGUCUACGGCGGAGUGAACUCGGCGCAAAACGGCGACGACGUCCCCUGGAAGUCGUGGUACAGCGUCCCCGAGAAGGAGCCCGACCUGCAGCGCAGCAACAUGCCCAUCCAGGGCUACCCAUGGACGCUGUUGAACACCACGACGGCGUGGAGCACGAGCUUCCCUAGCGCGGGCACUUACGACAGCUACUCGCUCCAGUUUAGCAUCAGCGGUGUCUCUGCGACUGAGGAUCUGAUGGUCACGCUUGACGGGGAGGAUGUCGGUUGGAAGUACAAGGAGGGCGUCGGACUGGACCGGAUCAUCUACCGGCUGCCGUUUCGGGAUGCGAAGCUAAGCGGUGGAAUCCACAACCUGACUUUUGAGCUGAAGAGCAAGGAGCUCGAGGGCACGGCGCAGCUGUGCAACUUCCAGGUGCUGGAGUAUGGCGCCGCUGAUGAGCAGUUCAACUUCACCAUCGGACACCACUCUCUCUACCCAACCUACAACAUCCGCAACCAGACCACAUACCGUCCGACCAACGACCUAUGCCUGAUGCGCGACGUCUACACGUCCGAGUUCUGCAACGCCUGCAUCGAGGGCCUCUGGCGCGCUCUCCUGACGCCCCUCACGCUCAUCGACAACGUCACCCAGACAGCCGCUGACUCAUCCACCCCUGGAUCGACCCAGGUCGAGCUGGCGCUGCUCCCACUCGCGAGCCUGCGAAAAAUACCAAACAACGCGACAGAAAGCUACGUCAUCACGUGGUUUGGCGAGGACGACUCGGUCGUCUUGGAAGAAUGGGCGAACAAGACCACUGCGGUGCUGGGGCCCGACGUCGGGAGCUUUGGCGUCGAGGUCAGGUUUGUGAGCAGCCAGAUCCGAGAUGAUCCACAGGGCGUGACACGGCAGAAGGGGAGGUAUAGCGUGCAGACGUGAGCUAUUCCAGCCAAGGUCGGAGUUGAGGGUUGCCGAAUUUUAGCUGUGGAGACUUGGUCGGCUAAUAACCGAGCCGAGCAUCGGCUGUUUGUCGUUGACAGUUCUUUUUGAACGUAUACCUAGGUUAUAACAGAACUACAAGGUAAUAAUUGGCAAACAGGUGGACGAAUCGUACCACAGCCCCACGUCAAA
Messenger RNA from Pyricularia grisea, 1861 nucleotides. RefSeq lists its product as uncharacterized. NCBI's taxonomy places the organism in Eukaryota, Fungi, Ascomycota, Sordariomycetes, Magnaporthales, Pyriculariaceae. Gene Ontology annotation, molecular function: metallopeptidase activity. The record is from RefSeq and is a predicted model, not a curated record. The coding region runs from base 107 to 1669 and encodes 520 amino acids. The transcript has 4 exons.